Messenger RNA from Salvelinus namaycush (lake trout), 5402 nucleotides. RefSeq names its product pleckstrin homology domain-containing family A member 5-like. Lineage: Eukaryota; Metazoa; Chordata; Actinopteri; Salmoniformes; Salmonidae. The record is from RefSeq and is a predicted model, not a curated record. Gene Ontology annotation, molecular function: phosphatidylinositol-5-phosphate binding; phosphatidylinositol-3,5-bisphosphate binding; phosphatidylinositol-4-phosphate binding. The coding region runs from base 1186 to 4125 and encodes 979 amino acids. Gene Ontology annotation, cellular component: cytosol. The transcript has 20 exons.
GAAAGAGGAGGGUAUCCUCGGCAGCAUCCUCCUGCCUAGCUUUCAUAUAUCUAUGCUGUCUGUCGACGACCACAUCAACAGGAAAUAUGCCUUCAAGGUCAGUACUUGUUUUCAUUCUUUUGUCAAAUUGUCGUUUGGCCACAGUGGUUGAUUCUUUUUAUUUGGCGUCUGAGAUUCCAGAGUUAAGGGGAAACGAGUGAGAGAUUCAUUAGGUGAAAAAUUCAAGUUUGUUUGAUAUAUAAAAAAAGAAAUGUGAACAAGAAGAAAAGAGUGAGUUUAGUCAAGGAUUAAGAGGGAAGAGAAAAUGCUGUUUUUUUCUGGCGUGUGCUGCAACUACUAAGCAUUGUUAGUAAGCUAAGUUUAGUCUUGGUCAAAGAGAGGAAAAAUAAGGCUGUUUUAUCUGGCAUCUGCUGCUACUGCUAUAGAGUAUUGGUAGUAAGCAGCAGGAGCCGCCUUCAGCUCUAGAGCCUCAGAGUCCAGUGGAAGCCAGUCCUAUUUAAUUUUAUGGCAUCUCUCUCGGUGCUGUGGCUUUCUCUCUGGUCGGGUUCCUUUCCAAAGCCACAGAGAGAGACGAGGGUUCGGCUCAGCCCUGCCAAACAGCACAGCCACACAGACGCCCAGGAGUCUUCCCAAGUUCUCUCUAACCAACCACACACAUACUCAGUUUCCAUCUCCUCAGAGAGAGAAGGAUGGAGGAAGGGAAAUGAAGGGGGAGGAGGAAGAAAACAGAGCUGUGCAUGCAUGACCCCUGUAGUUCUUAGGAAUAAUAAUAAUAAUAAUAGCAAUAUUUUACAUAACUCAAAGGAAAUGGAAUGACGCUAACUCAACAUUAUGCCAAUCAUUUUAAACUCUCCAUAUUCCUGUCUCUUGUGGCAAACAUGGCAGUUUCAUAAGCCCCUUAUUCCUCACUGACUGUUGUUAGAAAUACAUUUUUGGAUGACACAGGAAUGGCUGCCUUUAGUCUUCAGUCCCUGGUCAACAGAAUAUUGGUAUUACUCAGUGUGUUCUUGUCUUGUCUGUCUUUCUCUCUCUGCUGUCUCCUUCGUCCGUGCACACACUAACAAUGCCUUUGUUUGUCUACUGCGCGCGGAUCUUGAGUGAGGGGAAUCAGCAGCCUGUUUACCAGUCCAAGUGUUGCAUGGUCUCUUCUCUUCGACUCUGAUCCGGCAGGCGACACAUCCCAACAUGCGAACGUACUACUUUUGCACAGACGCAGCCAAAGACAUGGAGUCAUGGAUGAAGGUGAUGACAGACGCUGCCCUGGUGCACUCAGAGCCUAUCAAGAGCAGGUUACUAAAAGUAGAACAGUGCCGUCCUCAGGACUUCAGUAACCACAUUACCCAGAACCACCGACCAGUCCUAACCCGACCAGUGAUCCAGAACAACGAGCGGAACCAAGCUGAGGCUGAGCGGGAACGGGAACUUUACACCGUUGCCGCCAUAACCACGGUAACCUCCACCGAGGAGAAGGGGAACAGGAAGCAGUGUGACGCGGAGCGCUACGGUUUCCAGAAAGAAGGGGCAGAGAGAGACCGUCCGCUUACUAAGAUCAACAGCAUCAAACUACAGCCGGACCAGGCAGCAGCUGUUGCUGCGAACAUCCGAGAUGGAUCCCCACGACAGGCAGACACACCAGACGGGCUCUACAGAUACCCACAGGUGAACGGGUCCGGGGACCAGAGCCCAGGGGAGAUGAUGGCCCACCCCGAACCCCACCAGACUCCCUCCAUCUUGGGUAGCAUGACUCCUACCCCCCAGUACCCCCAGCAAGAGCCUGAGCCCAGGGCCCUGACCAGGACCAGCUCCAUGCAGCAGCUGGAACAGUGGGUCCGCACACAGAGAGUACGCAACCAGGACGACGACACUAGAAGUAUCAUGUCGUACCAGACCCUGCCUAGGAACAUGCCCAGCCACCGGGCACCUCCAGUCAUGCCCCACUGCGGGGACCCUGGCUACCGUACCUUACCCAGGAACAGCAUGGUGUGGCCGGACAGUAUCUCCAGCAUGUCCCCUACCAUAUACGACCAGGCCCUAGGCAUGGGGCUGGGCCUGGGGAUUUCGCCUGCAGACAAGAGGCGCUCCAUGAGGGACGACACCAUGUGGCAGCUAUACGAGUGGCAGCAGAGAAUGGGCUACACUCCCAGCCCCAGGCCAACGUCGUCCACGCCCGGGCCGUAUGGGACCCUGCCCAGCCCCAAGACCAUGAUCAACUUGUCUGAGCACCAGGGUGACAGUCAACAAUCUAUCCCCCCCUCGCCUUCCCACGGCUCCUUGUCCAUGUACGGGGGCUACUCGCCCCUCCGCUCCUCCUACAACCACAGCUCCACUAGGUCAGAAGUGGGCUUGCCUGUAUACCAGGGGGAUAUCACUAUAGACAGGAGACACAGCAGGACAUCCCACCUCAAUAAGUAUGCCUACCCACCUGACAGGAGGCCAAUGCCAGCUGGGAUCCCUGUCCAGACCAUCACUGCCCAAUCUCUGCAAGGCAAAACAAUGAGCCCAGAGGAAUACAGGGAACACUCCUGCAUGUGCAGGCCGGAGGAAGUCGACAUUGAUGCCAAGCUGAGCAGGUUGUGGAAACAGGACAAGGUUGUCCGGACGCAGGAGGACAAGCUACAACAGCUACACAGAGAGAAGUAUACCCUGGAGAUGGCCCUGCUGUCGGCCAGUCAGGAGAUAGAAAUGAGCUUUGAAAACCCAGCCACUGUACACGGUGUCAUCCAGCAGAGUGAAGUGCUACAGAGUGGCCUGCUUAGUACCUGUAGAGAGCUAUUCAGAGUUAACACUGAGUUGGAGCGGUCAUGGAGGAAGUAUGAGAAGAUGGAGAGAGACGUCUCAUUGGCCAAAAACAACCUGUUGGAGCAACUAGAGGCACUGGGAAGCCCUCAGACGGAGCCCCCCAGCCAGCAGCAUGUCCACAUCCAGAAGGAGCUUUGGAGGAUCCAGGACGUGAUGGAAGCCCUCAGCAAGAACAAGGCCCAGAGGAGCUCAGACACACAGGGAUACUAUGGUUCCACGCCCAUCUCCAACAAACACAAGAGUGAAGGUCCAGACUACAGGCUGUAUAAGAGUGAACCAGAGCUCACCACUGUAGCUGAGGUGGAUGAGACCAACGGAGAGGACAGAUCUGAACAGUCUGACAGAGACCCCUCUGACACCAAAGGAUUGUCAUACCCCGUUGGCAUCGUUCCCCCCAGAACCAAAUCUCCCGUUGGCAUCGUUCCCCCCAGAACCAAAUCUCCAAUAAUACCAGAGUCUUCCACCAUCGCGUCCUGCGUCACCCUGAGGAAGGGCAUGAGGCCAGACCCACACAUGGAGCGUCCCCGCAGUGCAGUAGACCAGCUGUGUGGUGGGCCUGUGGAGAAGGAGAGUGGCAGGCCCAGGAUGAGUGUAGAGGAGCAGCUGGAGAGAAUCAGGAAACACCAACAGGGGGUGCUAAGAGAGAAGAAGAAGGGGCAGCUAGGCCUGCAGGACAACACACACAGCCAUUCACACAGUCACAGUAACACACCAACACCCUCACGAAGCACCUCGUUCACCAAAGAGAACCCCUUCCAUAGCCUGCAGAACCGUCGUCAGCGUGACGAGGUGAUGAGCAGUGACAUCCUGGAGCUGGAGGCGUCACUCAGAGAACAGGAAGUGUUCAGAGAGCAGGAGACACCUGCCGAGGAAAUAGCACGACUCAAAGAGGCCUCGCACACUGACCACUACAACAUGGACAGAGAGUUGUCAGUCCCUGAGAAGGUGUUGAUUCCAGAGCGUUAUGUAGAGUCAGAUUCAGAGGAGGCUCUCAGCCCAGAGCAGGAGGCUGACAAACAGAAGAAGGUGGACCGUAUUAAAGCCCUCAUCGCCAAAAACAGUAUGCAGAAUGUGCUCUCACCUCCCAGUGGGGUGCUGAGCCCAGAGGAGGAGGCUGAGGAGGAGGCUACAGCUCAAGAGCAGGAGAAGAUGAUCAACAUCUCCUAUGAACUGGCUGCUGAGGCUUCCAAACGCAGCAAGCUGGUCGCAGUGCGCAGCUUGUCCUCCUCCUCACCUCUUCCUGAGCCCCAACCUUCCUCGUCUCCACCUCCUAACACACAGCCACCACCCCAGCUCACUGAUGGGUCCCACUUCAUGUGUGUGUAACAGGAGUAGCAUCAGUAAUUGUGUGUAGGAUUGCCCCCCAGGCCCUGGCUUCAGUGAAGACCUACAGGUGAGCGAUGUGACACAGAGAGAUGAGGAGGCUCCUGUUUGCUGUAAAGAAGACCUCUACACAAGGACAUGAUACACCCAGCACAAAGUGUAGACCAAGAGAACUGUACCUGACAGACAGAUAGUUGGACCACGCCAUGCGCUGGGCCUUAUAUGCUGUCUGCUCAAUCUAUGCCUCACUGUGACAUCACAUCCUCCUGUGCCAUGGCGUCACUUCCUGUGAUGUCAUCACCCUUUGACGUCAUCACCAACACAACCUCCCCUCUCCCGCCCUUCCCCCAUGGGAUCACAACUUGGCAACAAAAACACAAUAAUAAGACAUCGAUACUGUUGGUUGCUGUUAGAGUAGUUUCAUUGCCGUUAUUUAUAUUGUUUGGAGUUUGUUUGAAUAUGGCUGAUGUGUGUGUCAAGAAUAUAUGGACUGAACCCUGCUGUGAUGAGGAUGGCACACUGUUAUGCCAUUGAUUCUUUCAUAGUUUAAAAGUUCCAUUGUUCAGCAUUGUUUUAUUAACUCUUAUUGCAUUUCAGUUCAUAUUUUAGUUUGUAUUGAGUUUACAUUUUAGUUCAAUCCCAGAACACAAACCAUUUAUGUUUUAUGUGUAAAAGUAUAAAUAUAUAAGAAGAAAGAAAUAUACUUGAUUUAUAAUUCAAAGAAGGUGCCACUUUAUUCCUACUGCAGUUUAUUCCUACUUUUUUUUCUGGUUGGGUGUAAUUAUAUUUAUAUGUCGGUUUUUCUGCCAUUCCCUGGCUGUUCCAAAUGGCACAAUAUUCCCUAUGAAGUGCACUAAUUUUGACCUUGGUCCUAUGGGGUCUAGUCAAAAGUAAUGCACUAUAUAGAGAAUAGGGUGACAUUUGGGACAAACACCCUGUCGCACUGUUGUAGCCGACUUGCACGAAUGUUUUGGCUUUAAAAAUAUGCUUUGUUUAGUUUUUCUAUUUCUGAGAAGAAAAGAGAAUGUAUAUUUUUACCAGACCCAUAUGGGUACUGGUCAAAAGAAGUACACUAUGUAGGGAAUAAGGUGCCAUUUCAGACGCAUACACUUUUUUUUGGUCUACAAAAUGUAAUUACCAAGAAGUUAUGUGUAUAUACUGUACUAUGGUACACGGCACAGAUGGAUGAGAUGAGAGGAUGUAGGGUAUGCAGUGCAUUCGGGAAAAGUAUUCAGAACCCUUGACUUUUUCUACUUUUCCCACAUUUUGUUACGUUACAG